Messenger RNA from Linderina pennispora, 560 nucleotides. RefSeq lists its product as uncharacterized. Bases 133 to 429 code for a protein of 98 amino acids. The transcript has a single exon. The record is from RefSeq and is a predicted model, not a curated record. Lineage: Eukaryota; Fungi; Kickxellomycota; Kickxellomycetes; Kickxellales; Kickxellaceae.
CUUCGCCUCACGAUUGAAUCAGGACCACAUCCAGGCACUUGUUUUGAUAACACCAGAUGCUUUAUCUGUGACAGUGAUAAACAUUGGCCGCCACAGGAUACUAACGCUGUUAGCUCUAUAGUGCCUGGCACUAUGACGUCAAAGAAUGCCUUGACAAGCGUGGGGCUGUUUGCCAUGCAUGCUGGCUGUGUAUGCUCGGACAUGGGGUUUAUGGUCCAGAGCAGCGCUUGCCUUUUCCCGCUAUCCCACCAGCUUUGUAUUCUCAAUCUCUGUGUAAAUGAUGGCUAUAUCCACACGGCUGAGGGGAAAUCCCCUUCCUGCUAUCAGCACUUUGCCCUAGCCUCAAGCACGUUGAAUUCAGUGGCGGACCAGACCUGGCAUGGAUCAAGGCACCCAGGAUUCAGCAGCACAAGCUUUUCCAAGCCCUGAUUGAGCCAGCUCUGGUGGCAAGGCAGUGGCAUGUUGGUAGUGGCAUGUCUUUAGCAAAUGUAGUUUCAAAUACCAGCAUCUUUUUAAAUAUGCAGUAGCAGUAAAUUAUCGCUGACUUUUGGACAAUACUU